AUGGAUUAUACCUAUGAACAUGUUUCAGAUGAUAACUCUCACACUGACCUUUAUUCUGAUCCAUAUCCUGACUCGUAUCAUGACCCGUAUACUAACUCUGAUAUUGGACCUCAAGAUAAUAGUGAACCUUCUAACACUGCAACUAGGGGAAAGACUACUCAAGAGUCUGUGGAAGAGCAACGUGUAAAAAAAAUACGCGUAAAUAUUACCAAUCAAGUUGAUAACAAGAGCUAUGUUUGGAAAUAUUUUCAGCCGGAAAAGGGUCGUGAUGUUU
Molecule: messenger RNA, 274 nt
Organism: Racocetra fulgida
Lineage: Eukaryota; Fungi; Glomeromycota; Glomeromycetes; Diversisporales; Gigasporaceae
Source: the annotation of a GenBank genome assembly